Cornus florida is the source of this 1332-nucleotide messenger RNA. RefSeq names its product plant intracellular Ras-group-related LRR protein 7. The record is from RefSeq and is a predicted model, not a curated record. The transcript has 10 exons. NCBI's taxonomy places the organism in Eukaryota, Viridiplantae, Streptophyta, Magnoliopsida, Cornales, Cornaceae. Gene Ontology annotation, molecular function: protein binding. Bases 162 to 947 code for a protein of 261 amino acids.
CUAACCAAAAAAGACAACGCGCUUUGUUGCUCAAUUGCUUGUUCUAUUCGACAAUUCUACGUUUCUACAACACCAUUUUUCUUCUUCGUGUGAGGGUCGAGUUUCUGAGAGAAAUUGAUGAGAUCACUGGGUUAAUAUUUUCGACUCGGAAUCGGACGAAGAUGGGGUGUUGUAGCAGCAAGAACGCCGAUUCCAAAGCCACUCGGAUUGCUCGCUGGCGAUCAACAGGUAUUGUAGCUCUGCGUGACUCCAAAUUGAAGACAUUUCCUGAUGAAGUUCUUGACCUGGACAGAUCUGUACGAACUCUUGAUUUAACACACAAUAAAUUAGUUGACGUUCCUAUGGAGAUCAACAAACUAAUUAACAUGCAGCGACUGGUAUUAUCAGAUAACCUUAUUGAGCGCCUUCCAAUAGACCUUGGGAAACUUCAGUCUUUAAAAGUUAUGAUGCUGGACACGAAUCGAAUCACUACCUUGCCUGAUGAAUUGGGCCAGUUGGUAAGACUUGAGCGGUUGUCCAUCUCUGGAAAUUUAUUAACGGGUCUGCCUGAGACUAUAGGGAGCUUGCGCAAUUUGGUGCUCUUAAAUGCCUCAAACAACAAGCUAAAGUUUCUUCCAGAAUCAAUUGGAAGUUGCUUCUCUCUGGAAGAACUACAAGCAAAUGAAAAUUCUAUUGAGGAACUUCCCUCUUCAGUUUGCAAUCUUGUUCACCUAAAGUCACUCUGCUUAGACAAUAAUAAUGUGAAACAGAUACCUCCAAAUUUGUUGAAAGACUGCAAAGCUCUGCAGAACAUUUCCUUGCAUGGCAAUCCCAUUUCUAUGGAUCAAUUUCAGCAGCUGGAAGGAUUCCAGGAUUUUGAAGCACGGAGGAAAAAGAAGUUUGACAAGCAAAUUGAUUCAAAUGUGAUGAUCAGUUCCAAAGGCCUUGAUGAGGGUGUUGAUCUGUGAUAUUCUGCAUUGGAAGUCCUUGAGGAAGCGGCAGGAGUAUGGUGAUUGAGGCCCCAUGAAUGCAAGGGUGUCGUUUCUGCCUGCCAUGAAUUCUUUCAAGCCCUCACGGUGUGGGAUGGAGUUAUUUUUGGCUUACAAAUAAUAUUGUAUCCAAGCUUAUUAGUCCGAUCAUAUGUAAAUGAUGACUAUAUAUUAUGGCUGUUGCAAUGCAGGAUUAUAAUAUGAAAUGACUACUAUACCCCUGUUACUUGCAGGAUUAUAUAUGAAACCACUGCUUGAAAACCUAUUUAUAGGUGUCUACUCUUGGAAUCCUGUCGUUUGUGAGAAAUUGUAACUUCUUACUCAGGCUAAUUGUCUACAGUAAUAAAAUCAAUUUAGUGUAUAA